AUGCUCGAGCAGGAUGUGGACAUCACCCUGAAGGUGAUUGUCGUCGGGAAUGGGCAGGUGGGCAAGACAUCCAUGAUCACGCGAUUCGCGAAGGGCAUUUUCACCAACGAAUACAAAAAGACAAUUGGUGUGGACUUUUUGGAAAAGAGGAUGUUUUUGAAGGAUGUGGGUGAAGAGGUGACUUACCUUUUGUGGGACACUGCUGGGCAGGAGGAGUAUGAUGCCAUCACUAGGGCAUAUUACAAGGGAGCAGGGGCCUGCAUUCUGGCCUUCUCCACCACCGACCGAGACUCUUUUGAUGCCAUCGAGUCCUGGUACAAGAAGGUCCACGAUGAGUGCGGGAACCUGGUCAUGGUGCUCGUGCAGAACAAGGUGGACCUGCUGGAUGAGGCAGUGGUAGAAGCGAAAGAGGUUGAGACGCCCAAGCCUCGGGUGCAGUCAGUUUCAAGCGGCUGA
Messenger RNA from Symbiodinium pilosum, 456 nucleotides. The record is from the annotation of a GenBank genome assembly. Lineage: Eukaryota; Dinophyceae; Suessiales; Symbiodiniaceae.